GCGCUGCCCUGCCGUUGACCCGGAGGCUCGGAGGAGGAGGUGGAGAUGAGCAAAGAUCAUCCGCUCUAUGGCCCGUGUACCCGCGGGGUGGUGAUGAUGAUGAUGAGUGCGGGCCCGUGUACCCGCUGGGAGGUGAUGAUGAUGAGUGCGGGCCCGUGUACCCGCGGGGAGGUUGUGAGAUCAACGAAUAAGGAGAAAAAAUGUGUAGGGAGGAACUGCAGAAUUUGGUUUAAAACCGAAGAAAGACACAAAAGGUUGGAGUAACUCCGCAGGUCAGGCAGCAUAGCUGGAGAAGAGGAAUAGGUGACGUUUCAGGUUGAGAUCCUUCAGAUGCAGAAAUGUUGAUGUUCCCCAAAAUUCAUCUCAAACCUGAGGUGGAGACAUAUCUACGAAGUGUUUUCAAAAAUAAAGAGCUUUUGACAAGUUUGGGGUCUGAGGUGUGCGAUGUUAAAUUUGAAGCUCUUUUAAGACGCUUGUCACAUCCUCCAGCUUUCUCAAGUGUCAGAGUGAAUACCAGUUUGGUUUCGGUUGACCAUGUUAAAAAGUUGUUGACUGAAGAAAUUCGAAAGGAAUGUAAAGGAUGCCCUGUGGAAGAUAUUCGAAUAUUGGAGCAUCCAAGGAUUCCAGAUGUUAUUUUAAUUCCUAAUAUUGGUCCCAGAGAAAAUUUGCAAAGGCAUUCAUUUGAAGUGAUUGUGGGUGCUCAGUGUGGGAAUGCAGUACUUCGUGGUGCACACGUUUUUAUCCCUGGCAUUGUUUCUGCUCCAAAAUUAAUGAAAGCUGGUGAUGUUGUCUCGGUGUAUUCAGAUGUUCAUGGUGAAUGCAAAAGGGGUGCAAAGGAAUAUAAGGGAAUUAAAGUAUUUGUAGGGAAUGGUAUUGCUGAAUUAAGCCGCAAGGAAAUAUUUAGCUCAAAUUGUACUUUAAGGGGUGUGGGAAUCAGAAUGACUGAGCCUGUCUAUGUUAGCCCAUCAUUUGACAACUUAAUGAACAGUUUUCUGUUUUUACAGAACCUGCCAUCAGUGGUAGCGAGCCAUGUGUUGGGUCCGAAGCCAGGAGAACGAAUCUUGGAUAUGUGUGCUGGUCCUGGAGGAAAAACUACUCAUAUUGCAGCAUUAAUGAAUGAUAAGGGUGAAGUGAUAGCAAUUGAUAAGAUUGCAAAUAAAGUAAAGAAGAUUAAACAGAAUGCUGAGAACUUACAAUUGAAAUGUACAAAAGUGUUUUGUUAUGAUGGAACUAAAGCCCUUGCAAAAGAAGGCAUUUGGCAUGAGCAAGAAGGGCCUCCAUUCCCACCAGACAGUUUUGAUCGGGUACUUCUGGAUGCCCCUUGCAGUGGGUUAGGUCAGAGACCCAAUAUGGCCUGUGAUUGGAGCUUAAAGGAAAUCACUUCUUACCAGCCAUUGCAGCGAAUGUUGUUCAAAGUGGCAGUCAAUUUGCUAAAGCCUGGAGGUGUUUUGGUCUACAGCACCUGUACAAUAACAUUGGCAGAAAAUGAAGAACAAGUUGCUUGGGCACUCAGUACUUUUCCUUGCUUACAACUGCAUCAACAGGAGCCUCACCUGGGUGACGAAGGCAUGAUGGGUGUUGGACUUUCAGAAAAUCAAUUGAAAUUGCUGCAGAGAUUUAAUCCAUCUAGUAUAAUUGUAAAGGACACCAUUGUUUCUUCGGCAGAUCUGGAUUUCGGUCAGACGACUCAUUUAAUUAACUUGGCCAAUAAGGACACAAUAGGCUUUUUUAUCGCAAAAUUUAUUAAGGUGCAAGAUGCUCAACAGUUGUAGAGAUGAGUAACUCAGCAGGUCAAGAAGUAUUUCUGGAUAGCAUGGCCAGGCAACGAUUCAGUUAAAUUGGUUUUGAGGAUUGUUGGAGACGGGAGAAGGGGUUGUCGUUGGGCAGAGGACAACUCACUGGAGAAAAUUUAAUUAUUUGGAGGAAUGUUGGAGAAGGGGUACUCACCAGCAGCAAGGACUCCUUGCCAGAGAAAAGCUGAAGGAAGGUCCCGACCCAAAAUGUCACCUAUCCAUGCUAUCCAGUGAUGCUUCCUGACCCGCUGAGUUACUCCAGCGCAGUGUGUCUUUUCAUGCCUAACAGUUUACUGGAAUAAAAUACACAAGUGCACCCGAAAUAAAAAGAAAAUAUUUAAAGGGGAGAUUAUUUUGUAAUAAUGCAAACUAAUUAUUAAUGUUUUGGGUGUGUUCAUUGUAAUAAUUCAUUUUCCCCAUAUGUUUUUUUAUAAACUGAUUAACUAAAGUUCAACUGACAGCAUCGUCAGAGCAUUAUUCCUAUGACAGGUAACCAAAGGCAUAGUUGCUAUGGUAGCAAUAGAUUAUGCCAGCUGUUCCAUGAGAUCGUAUACCACGUGCUGACAAAGGUCAUUAGAGGCUUUUGUAUUUGAUUUAGAAUCCAGAUUACACCAUUUGCUUUAAACCUCUUUCUCCGAUUUUUAUGUUUUGUACUUGAGAACAAAUGUUUAUCAUGCAGUUCGCAUGAAAUUUAAUAUUGAAUAAGUGCGAGGUACAUAUGUCCUUUUUUUGUUUAUGUUUAAAGAUAACAUUAAUAUUUUAGUAAUAUUUUGAAAGUGAAAAGGGUACACUUUAGAUUUUCACUUUACGCUCACCUUAAAUCUUGGAUUUAAAUGUCUUAUAUAAUACUUUUCUCUGGAAGGACUAAAUAACCUGUGAUAAUAGAUACCUCCCUACACUUUCUUCAGACACACAGUCUCAGAGGCAUCAUUCAUCAAAUCUCCACUGUUUAUACAUGCACCUACCUCUUGCUCAACCUCUUGCUUGUUGCCAGUCUACCUCUUCUUCCCAACCAAAUUCACUCAGCUAUUUUGCAAUCAAACUGCUUUCUGCCUAGUCUAAUCACUAAAAGGACCAUGACUCUUGUGUUUCUCGAACUGGAUCUGUAUUUUUGUUUCUUUAGAUUGGUUAGGUAUAUUCUCUUUGCCAAUAGAUCAUAUCUCUGCCAUUUCUAAGUUCACAACUACAACCUCCUCCUCCACCACCACCAAUUCCCAAAGCUUCAGACAUAAGUUACUGGCAACUAGCUCGUCUUUGUAAAGCAAAACUGUCAAUGCUAGAAUCUGAUUAGAAAUGCUGGAAAGAACUCGGUGUCAAGCCUGUUCUGAGGAAAGGUGGCCAUCUAUCCACCGUUUUUUGGUGCUUGCCAAGCCUAAAUGUUACCCGGCUUCUCUUUCCACAGAUGCUGCUUGACUGGCUGAGUUUUUUUCAGCAUUUCUGUUUCAGCUCACCUUUUCCAAUGAUCCAAAGACAUAAUUUCUAUGCUGGCUCCUGAUGACAUUUCUGAUUAUGUUUAUACUAUUCCUUUUCUUACUCCAUUUCUACUCUCCUGAACACAACAACAGAUGUUUUUAUCCAUUUACAGUGCCUUAAUGUUGUUUAUUCAUUCUUUAUCUCUCCAGUAUUUCAGGCUUUAGCCAUGUGACAUCAAACUGCUAUUUUUACACCAGCACCCGCUAUUUGUCACUCCAUUCUUCUGCUAAAAAGCUGUACAGCCUAGAGGCCGCACCAAACGUCAACUACCCAUUUACGUUAAUCAAUCUUUAAAUUCUCCCCACAUUCUCAUUUACCCCUCACCUACACACACGGGGUAAUUGGCAUUGCCCAAUUAACCAGCCAAUCUGCACACCUUUGGGGUGUGGGAGGUAGACCAUGUGGUCAUGGAGAAGGUGCAAACUCCUCAAAAACAGCACCUAAGGUCAUGAUUGAACCUAAGUCUCUGGCGUGGUGAGGCAGCCAUUUCACUAGCUGCACCACUGUGCUGCCUUAUUUAGUUUUAAGAUUUGGAUACUUUCUGUAGUGUGGAUAAAUAAAAUUGGAAAAGACAUGCAAGAACAGAUAAAAAAUAAUGUAUGUAAAGAUCAGUCAUACUGUGAAGACAGUGUUGAUUAUGAUUUAGUAAUCAUAAUUAAUUAACAUUUUCAGUGUUUUAAGAUGCAGCCUAAUUUCUAGAUUUUAUUUUAUUUUAGAUCUUGUUUCCAAAUUCCAGAAUUGAAUGGGGGGGAAUUGGCAUUAGCCAAGUAUAUGACGUCAUAAGAAAUAGAAAUGGUAGUAGCCACUAGGGCAUUUACAGCCUAUCCAUCAUUCAAUAAGAUCAUGGCUGAACCAAAGUUUCAUCCAUUUUCUCACCCGAUCACAAACCUGAAAGUCCUGGGUGUCCAAAAGUCGAACGUCCUCAGCUUUGAAUUUAUUUAACUGAGCAUUCACAGUCCCAAUAUAGCAUUCACAGUCCCAAUAUAACAAAUUCAGAAGUUUUACAAAUCCAGUGUAUAUAGGAAUGUCAUUUCAAUGUCAUCUAAAUGACUGAAAGGGCUCCUAGUUCUGGAUGCUCCACAAAGAGGAAACAGACCCGUCAGCCCUUCGGUGCAGUUUAUAUAUCUCAGUGAGAAUGUUUCUCAUUCUUCUUAACUUUUGAGUAAAGGCCAAACUUCCUAAAUAUUUCUCCAUAAGACAGUUCUCUUUCCAGCAAUCAUACAAAAUAUAUAUAACACAAUUAUUCAAAAGCUAGUGUGUAAACCAAUAUUGAACAGUAUUCUCUGCCACAGAAGGCAGAGGAGGCCAAUUCACUGGAUGUUUUCAAGAGAGAUAUAGCUCUUUGGGCUAACUGAAUCAAGGGAUAUGGGGAGAAAGCAGGAACGAGGUACUGAUUUUGGAUGAUCAUAUUAAAUGGCGGUGCUAGCUCGAAGGGCCAAAUAGCCUACAUCUGCACCUAUUUUCUAUGUAUUCUAAAAUUCUGUAUAAUCUCAGGAUGACGUCCUUAUUUUUGUACAUCAGCUCCCUUGCAAGAAAAAAACACCAAUGUACCAUUAAAUGUACCUGCAGUUUUAGUUUGUGUCUCGUGAACCAGUGCAUCACAAUCUCUUCUAGUGUUACUCCAUGCCUAAAAAAUGCUGCGUUUCCAUUCUUUGCAACUUAACAUUUUCUCAUCGUCUAAUCAGUUACUUGGUCUAUGACAUUUUUCAGAUUCUUCGUAUUUUCUUUAUGUCUUACUUUCCUGGCAACCUUUGUAUCUUUAACAAAUUUGAAUCUUUUCAUUGCCAUUUAUAUAAAUGAUGAACUUAUCAAUCCUGAUUUAAAUGCCUCUUUUUCUUUCUGGAUUGGUGCGUUAUUUAAUGCUUUUGGCACUAUGUGCUCCUCUUCAUUCCAGUCUCCUUGUCACUACUGCUUUUCCCCUUUACAGUAAGUUUUAUAUGUUUUGAGCAUUUCCAUUACCAGGUUUGUUCACUUAAUGGAAAAACCACACCUCAGGAAGUUGGAUCUGCAAGUGGUAAAAAAAUCAGUCAAAAUCUACCCGUUGUUUCAGUCUGACCUCAAACAAUAUCCACAAUGCCCUGUUGGUCACGGAGUUCUGAAUGCUUUUCACUUGCACGUCCAGCUGAGGGAGCUCCGUUAUUGUCCAUCAACUAGACCAUUAAUCAAACGUUCCUUUCAAAUCAAUCAAAGUAGUGAAGAAAGCUUGAUACACUAGUAUUUAAGACAUUCUGAAACAAAUCUACUUAAGACAUUCUGAAACAAAUCUACAUGCAUUUGAAGCUUGCUGAACUUUAAUUUUUUUAUAUAUAUAUAUAUAUUAGAACACAUGCAUAUGAACCAAAAAAGAAUACUUUUGAUCAAAAAAUUAAAGUUCAUUGUUUCUUUUAAAAUUGUACAUUUACACAGAAUUGACCAACGUAUUCUAGUCAGUACAACAAACGCAAAGUUCCAUGUAAUUUUAAUAUAGUUGGAAGGUUUUAUACAACAAGCAUUCAGUCAUAUGUGUUGUAUGGCAGUAAAUACACUUUAUGCCAUUUUAAAGUGCAGGAGCUGUUCAAUGUGAAUGACAUAUUAGAACAAUGUAUAAUAUCCCAAAACUUUAAUUGUUUUGCAAUUAACUUUGAGGUGGUUACCCCAAUAUAAGAAUUACUGUUACGUUUCAUUUGAAUGUAGGUUUCAGUUGGACACGCAAUUUCUCAGCAACAUGUUGGCUGCUUUAUUGUAAAUUGCAAAUAGUCUCAUCACCUUGUUCUUUUAUUUACAUUUAUCCAUUUUGAUAUUUGUGCAGUAACUGAAUAUUACUACAAGUGUUAAGUUUAAAUAUAGUAAACAAUGUGGAUUUACUUUGUCAAUCUACUGACUUCAAUUCCAUCAAUGUGUGAAAAUAAUUGGUUUCGUCCUCUGGAGAAAAGAGAAGAGGAUAAUCACUGAGCUGGUCCUUGAACUUCAUUUACUGCCUCUUAGUGGUUAUUUAGCGAGAAUUAGGUCUGGCUGCCUUUGGUUAUAGAUGCUGCUUCCCGGAGAAAAGUGAGGGGAGGGUGAAAAAUUUAUCAGAAAACAAAUAAAAAAUUCAAAUUGGGCAUGAUAAUUCUACACAAGUUGCAGGACCAUAAAUUGGCAGUUUUUAAUUUACAUUUUCUUAUCAUUCACACAUUCAACAUUAGCUUUUCACACUUCAGAUUUUUUUUAUUAUUUGACCGGAAUGACAUUAUGGUGAAGAGCUUCGAGCACCAUUUCAGUGGCUGGUUAGUUAUGUUACCCUGUAAUUCCAUUUGAUGGUCUUUAAAAUCAUCCUAAAUGAGAACAUUAUCAAAUCACUUUUUCUCUACUAUUGCAGUAUCAUAACAUGCCAUUUAUAUUGUAAAUGAUGAUGUUUUCUCUCUCACGUCUUGUAGUUAAGAUCCACAUUGUUGAUUAUACAGUUUGAUGGUGUACUAACAUGUGAUCACCGUGGAAUAAAUUUAACAGCUCAAGUA
Messenger RNA from Amblyraja radiata (thorny skate), 6742 nucleotides. It is a transcript of the gene nsun6, whose product is annotated as NOP2/Sun RNA methyltransferase 6. Gene Ontology annotation, biological process: RNA methylation. Gene Ontology annotation, molecular function: RNA binding; RNA methyltransferase activity. Bases 339 to 1772 code for a protein of 477 amino acids. NCBI's taxonomy places the organism in Eukaryota, Metazoa, Chordata, Chondrichthyes, Rajiformes, Rajidae. The transcript is spliced from 12 exons. The record is from RefSeq and is a predicted model, not a curated record.